GAAGAAGAUGUCAACAUUCACUUACCCCAAUUUUCCCUUCUCUCUCAAAGAAAAUAUGCAGCAAAAACAGGGACUUCUCAACUGUCAAUUCCCCAUUAUGUGGACAUCACAAAUUUCUCAAGAAUAACAUACUCAAUUUCCCCUCAUUUUCUGCUCCUAAAUCUGUCCAAUCCAUGAAUUUUCACAGUUAGGUUGAAUUUCUACGUCCAAUUAGUCUUCAUUUGCUUGAAAAUCUUGAAUGGGGUUUGUUGUUUCUUCCCUCUCCGCCUGAAUUUUCGAAUUGAUCAAAAUCCAUGGCUAAUCUUAAUCAAACUUCUUCUCCUUUACUUCUCUGAAUAUGGCUUCUCUUUCUCAUUUCCUCUAUCAAAAUUUGUUUUUGCCGCUGGCUACUGUAUUUGCCUUUGUUUCCCUCUAUUUGUCUCCUCUGUUCAACUCCAUCACCACAUUUGUCCACAGAUUAAGGUGGUGUAAGGCUCCAUUAAAUAAGAAUUCAGGUUUUAAAGAUGACUAUAAGAGAGUAGUAUAUGAUUUUCCAGAAACAGAGCAGCAGUUGGGUUAUGAAUCUAAUGUUUUUAAGGAUGUUUCUGAAUUCCCAAAUUCAGAGACGAAGGAAACAGAGUUUAAUUUUACAUUUAAAUUCCCAACCUAUGAAGAAUUUUGUAAAAGCAAGGAAGACAAGGUUGAAUUUGUUAGCUCUACAUUCAACAUCAAAUCGCUAACAAAAGCAGAGGUUGUUGAAACAGAGGAUUUGAAAGAAGUUCAUAGUAAUAUCGAGGCGAUAAAUGAGGAAGACAAAAAAGGGGAUUUGAGUAAUUUAGAGUGCGAUGAACAUGAAAUAAAUGAGGAAGAAAAAGUGGAUUUGUGUAAUUUAGAGUGUGAUAAAGACGAAACGGAGAAAACAGAGGAAAUGAAUUCCAUGAAAGAAGAAUCAGAUACUCGAACAGAACAAUUUCUGAAGGAACUAGAUUUUACUGAUGAUUCUCUGUUUCAAUCAGAAAAGGAUUCUAUAUCUACUGAUUCUGAUACUGUAUCAACUGGUUUUGAUCAUAUCUGUUAUCUGAUGAACAAAUUAGUUGAUUCGUUUAGUGAUGGCUUCUUGACAGACGAAGACUUUGGUGACGAAUUUGAACUUGAUAAUGUAAACGAUCCUGAAAUGUCAGAGGAAAAUCAAGAAUCUGAUGAUGAUGAUAGUAAUAGUGAUAUAAUGGAAGAGCUAAGGAAAUUAGAACAAGAUCAAGCACCGCAAUUUUUAUCUGAGGAUGAUUUUCAUGAAAAUUCUUACAAGCUAUUUGGUGAUUCCGAGGACUCUGAAAAUGUCGAGUCAAGAAAUGACGAUGCAAAUAAUUUGGAAACCUUGUGGGAACAUCAAGAAUUGAUGGAACAAUUAAAGUUGGAACUUAGAAAAGUUAGAGACACUGGACUUCCCACUAUUUUGGAAGAAUCAAAUACGCUAAAAUGGGAAGAUUUAGAGCCAUGGAAGAUUGAUGAAAAGUUGCAACGCGAAGAUUGUAUGAGUGAACUUCAUAAGUUCUACAAGAGUUAUAGAGAAAGAAUGCGCAAAUUCGACAUAUUGACGUACCAGAAAAUGUAUGCAAUAGGUUAUCUACAGAAAGAUCCACUAAAAGAUCCAUUUCAAUGUGUGUCAAGGCAAAGACGUGCAGGUCCAAAACUAAAAUCUCUUAUUUCACAAAAUAUUAAGCUAUUCAAACACAAAAGGCAUAAUGACAAUAUUGACCCUAUGAUAAAGUUUAUCGAAGAAUUGCAGAGUGAUCUUGAAGUGAUAUAUGUUGGACAAAUGUGUCUUUCUUGGGAAUUUCUACAUUGGCAAUAUGGAAAAGCUUUAAGUUUAUGGGAUUCUGACCCUCGUGGUACUCAUACGUAUAAUGAAGUUGCUGGAGAAUUUCAACAAUUUCAAGUUCUCAUACAAAGAUUUAUAGAAAAUGAACAUUUUCAAGGGCCUAGAGUUCAAUAUUACAUCAAGAGUCGAUAUGAUCUUCGUAAUCUUCUUCAAGUUCCUCUCAUAAGAGAGGACAGAGUCAAAGACAAAAACAAGGGUAGAGAUAGAGAGAGAGAUGAAUAUUGCAUUACAAGUGACAUGUUGGUGGAGAUAGUGGAAGAAUCAAUAAGAAUAUUUUGGCAAUUUGUUAGAGCUGAUAGAAAUUGCUCAAGCAUGAUGGUGAAGGGUAAAAAGGGAACACAACAUCAAGAGCUUAUUAAAGACUUGGGAGAUUUAGAGCUUUUAAUGGAGGUCCAAAAAAGUCUUGGAAAGAAAGAGAAGAAACUCAAAGAUGGUUUGAAAGGUGAGUGUUGCAUAUUGAAGAGGUUCAAGAAGAACAAAGAAAAUGAUUCAGAUCAAGUGUUGUACUUUUUCUCUCAAGUGGACAUGAAAUUAGUUACUAGGGUUCUUAAUAUGUCCAGGCUAACAACAGAUCAACUAGUGUGGUGUCACAAUAAAUUAAGCAGCAUUAGUUUUCUGCAUAGGAAAAUACAUGUAGAUCCUUCUAUUUUGCUCUUCCCUUGUUAAUAGUAGUCCUUAUUUUUAUAGCUUUUUUUUAGGGUUUAUUAUGAGCAUAUGUCAUCAAGGUCAUAUUUUGUAGAAAAUGUGAUGUUCUUUACUUGAGGUUGUUAAGAGUGCCAUUUUUCCUAAUAAGACAAAACCAAGAGACUUGUGUUUGGGAAAAAAAAGUUGUAAAAAUGUUGGACAAAUAGUUGUAAAAAUAUUGUCAAGAAUGGGAUUUGAACCCAUGCCCUUUCGGACCAGUACCUGAAACUGGCGCCUUAGACCAAC
This is a messenger RNA of Solanum tuberosum (potato), 2788 nucleotides long. RefSeq lists its product as uncharacterized. The record is from RefSeq and is a predicted model, not a curated record. The transcript is spliced from 5 exons. The coding region runs from base 338 to 2524 and encodes 728 amino acids. Lineage: Eukaryota; Viridiplantae; Streptophyta; Magnoliopsida; Solanales; Solanaceae.